This is a messenger RNA of Chironomus riparius, 1503 nucleotides long. NCBI's taxonomy places the organism in Eukaryota, Metazoa, Arthropoda, Insecta, Diptera, Chironomidae. The record is from the annotation of a GenBank genome assembly.
AUGAGUUUGACUAUAAGUUUAGGACUUUUGGGGUUAAUCUUAGUAUUUUUAAGUAGUAUGAUAUUUAAGCGAUAUUCAGCAAUGCAAACGCUUGGAUUCAUGCACGAAAAACCUGAAUUUCCGUUUGGAAAUUUAAGAGGAAUUGGAAUCAAACAUCAUAUGAUUCAUAUUUUGGCAAGGACUUACAAUAAAUUUAGCAAAAUUUCAUCAGUUCAUGGACUGUAUGCAUUUUUGAAUACAACCUUUGUAGUGACUGACUUGGAUCUUGUCAAAGAUAUUCUAGUAAAUAAUUUUGAUGUUUUUCAAAAUCGUGGACUUUUCAAUUCAAAAGAGCAUGAUCCACUAUCAGCACACUUAGCUGCACUUGAAGAUCAAGAAUGGAGAAAAAUGAGGCAAAUACUUACGCCUACAUACACGAGUGGUAAAAUGAAAAUGAUGUUUAAUACAGUAUUAAGUGUCUCCAACCAAAUGAUUGAGAAACUAAAAGCAAAUGACAACUUAGGAGCCGUCGAAGUGAGAGAAGUGAUUGCGAGUUUCAUGACUGAUGUCAUUGGAAAUAUAGCUUUUGGAUUAGAGAUGCAUGCCAUUGAAGAUCCAAACUCAGAAUUUAGAAAAAUGGGAAGAAAAGUUUUUGGAAGUGACAAUUUUUUGGGUAAAAUUCUUCUUUUUUCAAAUUUUAGAAGUCUUGCACGAAAGUUAAGGUUUCAGCUAUUUCCACCGGAUGUGUCAAACUUCUUUAGACAACUUGUGAAAGAUACUGUAGAGUAUCGUCGUGAAAAUAACAUUGAACGAGACGACAUGCUGAAUUUGCUGAUGAAAAUUGGAACAGAAGGUCGUAAAGGCGAGGAAAAAUUGACUAUGGACGAAAUCACUGCUCAGUGUUUUCUUUUCUUUGUUGGAGGGUUUGAGACAUCAUCAAGCACAUCAACAUUCACUCUGUUCAAUUUAUCUGAGAAUUUAGAUGUUCAGGAUAAGUUAAGGGAUGAAAUAAAAUUAGUUUUGGCUCGACAUGACAAUGAAAUCACAUAUGAAGCUAUGAGAGAGAUGAAAUACUUAGACAUGGUGAUAAAUGAGACCCUCCGAAUUUAUCCACCUGGUGCAAUAGCCAUACGAGAAGCAUCAAGAGAUUAUAAAGUUCCAAACACCAAACUCAUAAUUCCAAAAUCUUCAAUGGUUUUUAUUCCAAUUUAUUCCAUUCAACGUGAUCCUGAAUUUUACCCAGAUCCAGAAAAAUUUGAUCCCCAAAGGUUUGCUGAAGAAAACAUUGCAAAAAGGCAUCCAAUGUCUCACAUUCCAUUUUGUUAUGGACCCAGAAACUGUAUUGGCUAUCGUUAUGGACUUAUGCAAAUUAAAAUAGCACUGAUUCAACUCCUGAUUAAUUUCAGGUUCACAAAAACGUCACAAACACCUGAAAAAAUUAUUUAUAAUCUAAAGAAUCCUGUGUUAUCACCAGCAACGGAUAUAAUAUUGAAGUUACAGAAAAUAAGUUCAAAUAAUGAAUAA